CCUCAGACUAAGUCGUCAACGGCAAAGAUCACCCAUUCCUGGGAAAUCUUUUAUGCCCGAUGUCUCCGACCCCUCAUACGCACGAAAACUAACCCCGCUAUUCCCUAGAUCUACCAACGCAACUACCUAACAUAGGUGUUACAGCUUCCUCUGCGUACAGCAAUGGCACCGAAUCUUUCUCAUAGGCAAACGCAUAAUUUACUCUUGAUCUCAAAGCUUCUAAGUCUGAGAGAUACAGCUUCUCCGUUGACCCUGCUGUUGGAUUCACUCGAACAACCAGCUACCCCAUUGGUUAAAGAAUAUAUUAGGCGUGCAAAGAUCUCCAAGGUUCAUGUCACACUUAUUGCUUUUGAGACAUUAAAGCCAUUAGAUGGCGUUGAUGCAUUCGUUUCCGCCCGAAGGAAAAGCCCCUCACAGAUAGUUAAGGAAGUUGGCGCGGCUUACCAGGCUACUGCAACCAAAGCCUCUUCUUCUCGACGUCUCAUUCUUAUAGAUUCCAUUAACCCACUUCUACUCUCUAAAACGAACGAUGCACACUCCCAACUAUCGACGUUUCUUAGUUCAUUCUUAACCCCCCCGAGUCCUUCAGCACCUAAGGUUGAAGUUUCGCUCGUCGUGACUUUCCAUCAAGAUGUUCCAUGCCCGCCAGCUCAAUCCCCUUAUUCGCCAUCAGCUCUUUCAAUGCUGACCUAUCUCGCAACGACUAUUAUAAAGUUACAUUCAUUCUCACACAUACUAGCGCAGAAGGCUGCUCGAGAUCGUAGUCUAGCUGCUCCAGUUUUUGGACUCGAAGAGGAACAGGAUGGAGUACUUUUAGGAAGAUUGGAUAAGCCGAUUGGUAAGGACUCGGCCGAAGGCAUCGUUCUGGAGAUGGAACACAGACGCAAGAGUGGACGUGGUGUUUUAGAGUGGUAUAUAUUACCCCCGGCAUCACAGUACACGCCUCAGCAUUUGAAGGAGGUUGUAACGCUGCUUGACGACCAUCCCUUAUAUCGUCCACCGGAGGAGCCAGAGGCCGGAGCAGGCGAAGAAGAGCCAGAGUCCACUUUCGAAUUGCGACUCACCGACAGACAACGGAGAGAAAGAGAGGGGGUGGUGCUACCAUACUUCGAUGCACAGCAAGGUGACGGCCCUGGAGAGGGCGGGCGCAUUUUAUACGACAUGGGAGAGGAAGACGACUUCGACGAGGAAGAAGAUGAAAUAUAAGUGGGCACGUACAGAGGUUGUUCUCGACGCACCUUCUUUAGUGAAUCAGCGCAGGACAUCUCCUAUCUCCUCUACGUCCUUACGCUUGUUAUCAGCUGGUGUUCCCAAUCGUGCUUGAAGGGAGUCCAAGGAUAUCGUGUACAUUUUGGACUGUUUACGGCAUCCCGAUCAAUUGACGUAUAAUAACACGACUGGCAUAUGGUCAAUGAGACGCUUUAAUGAACAUGCUAUGUAGGGCUCUCAUGAAAAAGA
Molecule: messenger RNA, 1458 nt
Organism: Aspergillus pseudotamarii
Lineage: Eukaryota; Fungi; Ascomycota; Eurotiomycetes; Eurotiales; Aspergillaceae
Product: Elongator subunit IKI1
Exons: 3
Coding region: 163-1206 (347 amino acids)
Biological process (GO): tRNA wobble uridine modification
Cellular component (GO): nucleus; cytosol; elongator holoenzyme complex
Molecular function (GO): tRNA binding
Source: RefSeq, a predicted model, not a curated record